Symbiodinium necroappetens is the source of this 318-nucleotide messenger RNA. The record is from the annotation of a GenBank genome assembly. Lineage: Eukaryota; Dinophyceae; Suessiales; Symbiodiniaceae.
GUUGUGGGGCCACGGAGCUGUGAAGACCUCUCAGCCUACGAUGCCCUUGCUUCUUCAGGUGACGCCUUCUGCCAGGAUGUUUCCUCCUACGAAGGCACCUCGGAAGGGCUCCAGGACUGCAAGGCAAAGUGCGACCGCGACGGUGGGUGCAAGUUUUUCAGCAUCUGGAUGACCGGUGGUCAGCACUGGUGCCGCUUGACUGCGAGCUGUGUUGCGCUAAGUCACCAGCCGGGCCACAGCAUCGGUGUCUACAAGAGGCAUCAGAUGGCAUUACCUGGCUCACCCUUCGAGGUCUCGCAGCCAUUGGCAUUGCCCUUU